Messenger RNA from Angiostrongylus costaricensis, 1893 nucleotides. NCBI's taxonomy places the organism in Eukaryota, Metazoa, Nematoda, Chromadorea, Rhabditida, Metastrongylidae. The record is from the annotation of a GenBank genome assembly.
UUGCAUACGAAAUGUGAAGCAGAGGCAAAAAAUUCACAAAGGAAAGCUAUAAUCGACGUGUCGAUCCCAUUCGUUCGGGAAAAAUGUCUCGCUGCUUUUGAGUUGGCUUUUGACAAAGGGAAUGACAAAGCUGCUCACUACGCCGUCGAAGGAGUUCAGGUCCUGCUUCGCGAUACUCGUUUUCACUCCACAUCAAUCGAGAGUCCAAAUCACAGCUUACCAACUCAGGUGCUCAGUUCAGUGACUGGUGUGGCUCAGUGGAACUCUCAAUUACAAUGUCACUGUCUCACGCUGUUGGUGGAAAUGGUUUGCUCUACCGAACUACGAGUAUCUCUGCAGGAAGUCGAAGAAUGCUUAGAGCUGUACAUGAGGGUAUUCGGCUCGACUCGUGACGAAUCUGCCCGUGUGUCCGCUCGGGCAGCUGUCUCUCAGUCCAUAACUGGUUAUUGUUCUAAUAGAUACUCAGCCGCAGUAGAUUGCACACCGUUUCAGGAAGAGUCGCAGAAUGCCUUGUCGGUUUACAUGGACGUGACGAAGCUGCUCGAAAGCUACGUGGCCAAGUUGGAGCAGCUGACGGCGUCGUCAGACCACAGUGUGGUACUGUUUGAUGCGGUGAACGCACUGCUCACCGCACAGCCUCUUAGCGUUGUGAAGCACACUCCGUUUGUGAACUUACUGUGGGAGAAGCUUUGUCCAUUGAUGAUAAGACUCUUUGGUGUCCCGGAUAAAAAUGUCACAAAUGCGACGAUUAGCAGUGAAACGCCUCUGGGACAAGGACAGAUGGCAAAGUUCACGCUCAGUCCAGCAGUGGUCGCAAAUCCCGAGGCCACACGACUUAUGUACCAGAUUCUGGAUCAGCUUGUGCGCAUCAUGGCUGGAAUUCCGUCCGUGUAUCCGGUUUUGGAAGCUUUGUUUCACAAAGCGUUCCUCUUCCCAAAAAUUGAGCAAAGGACUGAAGCUAUCAGAAUUAUUAAAAAGAUGCUGUCAGAACGACGACGCGUAGGUGACAUCGUGUCGUCGUGUGUGCGCUCCCGCUCACUGAGCCUGUGGCGGAUGUUGCUGGUGUGCAUGGCGGAGUGUGCCCAGCCCCAGCACGAGGUCUCCAUUGAAGCGGUGCGCGCAUGCGGCUCCAUGGUAAGUCAGUGGUCAAGUACUUCAGUGUUUGAGAACAGCAGAGAAACGAACAGGUAUUGUACCAAAUACCUCAAACCGAUCAGUGAAAACGAUGUGACGUCGGUGACGUCGGAUAACGACGAAUCGACUGAGAAGAUCACUGCUAGGAAGUUUGUGGACUCUUUGAUGGAUCGCAUUGCUGAAUGGAGUAAAUUUAAAUCGACAUUGGAAGUGGAUGAUGCGAUUUUGGAGUUCUCUUCAGGAUUCUACAACGUUUUUUCGGCCAUGCAGAACGAAGCCUUCAAAUUGAAGUCGAAGGCACAGCUUGAGUUCCUGAACACCGAUGCCAUCUACAUCACCGUUUACUCAACUCUUUGUCUCGCUUUACGUGGAAAAGAAGUUGUACCAUGGGUAGGAGCCUUCUACAGAUUUUCUUCCCAAUUGGCUGACCGCUGCGGUUGGAUUUUUGAAAAGCUUGUCGAGUCGUCGUGUGAUGUCGAUGAACUACGAACGUUUGCUGAAUCAGAAGAUCAGAAGCGUGUUCGAGUCCUCAACCGUGAGGAUCUCUUAAGCAUGCAACUCGUACUGGACAGUGCUUUCGUCUCGAUCCACGCUCCAGAAUGUUGGAAACAUGUGAUAAGAUGCAGUGAGUAUAUAUGGGAAUUGGAGAAAUUCAUCUAUGGAGCUUUGUGUUACGAGAAGCCAUCACGAUUCAGUUUCAGCAGAAACAAGCAGCCCGCUCAGCCAUCUUUACAUGAGGAGAUACAGGUGAAUGUUUGA